Pristis pectinata (smalltooth sawfish) is the source of this 1751-nucleotide messenger RNA. RefSeq names its product GATA zinc finger domain containing 1 (gene gatad1). The transcript has 5 exons. NCBI's taxonomy places the organism in Eukaryota, Metazoa, Chordata, Chondrichthyes, Rhinopristiformes, Pristidae. The coding region runs from base 444 to 1187 and encodes 247 amino acids. The record is from RefSeq and is a predicted model, not a curated record. Gene Ontology annotation, molecular function: zinc ion binding; sequence-specific DNA binding. Gene Ontology annotation, cellular component: nucleus. Gene Ontology annotation, biological process: regulation of DNA-templated transcription; chromatin organization.
CGAUUGGUGGGGAAACAGCCUGGACCUUGAUCAUGUAUAAACUUAUUCAAUGGCGGAGCUGGCCCGUUAGAACAUAGAACAAUUACAGCACAAUUCAGGCCUUUUGGCCCACAAAGCUGUGCCGAACAUGUCCCUACCCUAGAAAUUACUAGGCUUACCCAUAGCCCUUUAUUUUACUCAGCUUGUUUAUCUUUCUCAUGGUCUGAACUUGCUUUCAUGCACAGUUGCUGGGAUCGAUCUGCGUGCCCUGCGUGCUCAGUUCGGCGAGAGCGGGCGAAGGGCGCCUUUACUGCCGGUCCUCCCGCUCACCGGAGGGCGCUGCUGGCCGGUCCUCCCACCGGCCGGGGUGGGGACGUGGCCGUGGCCGUGCUGGAGGCUCGGACAGGCCGAGGCUUCAGCUGGGCGAGGGCCGGGUUUGGUGCUCCGCAUCAGACGCCGCGAAGAUGCCGCUGGGUUUGAAGCCAUCGUGCAGUGUGUGCAAGGCCAACUCGUCGGCCAUGUGGCGGAAGAGCAGCCAGGGCGACAUCGUCUGCAACAACUGCGCCGGGAAAAGCCCCGGGCCCGGCUCGGCCUCCGCACCCGGAGCCGCUCCGCCCGCGCAGCAGAGCAACGGCAGUGGGAAGCAGGCAAAGCAAGAAAUUCACAGGCGAUCUGCAAGGUUACGGAACACAAAAUACAGGUCUAUGCCUCCCACUGAGAAAAAAGUUUCUACCAAAGGAAAGGGCCGUAGGCAUAUAUUCAAAUUAAAAAAUCCAAUUAAAGCACCAGAGUCUGUGUCCACGAUAAUCACAUCUGAAUCUAUUUUCUAUGGGGGUAUUUAUUACCAGGUUGGAGACAUAGUCUCCGUAGUGGAUGAGGAUGAUGAGAAGAUUUACUAUGCCCAGAUACGAGGAUUUGUGCAAGAUCAAUAUUGCGAAAAGAGUGCAGUGAUUACGUGGCUCAUUCCAACUCAGGCAAGCUCCAAGGACCAGUUUGACGCAUCAACUUACAUACUUGGACCAGAGGAAGACUUACCGAGAAAAAUGGAACAUUUUGAGUUUAUCUGCCAUGCACCUUCUGAAUACUUCAAAUCACGAUCUACUCCUUUUCCAGUUAUUCCAACCAGACCUGAGAAAGGGUAUAUCUGGACCCGUGUUGGACCAACCCCUGCAAUAACUGUGAAGGAAUCGAUUGCAAACUGUUUGUAGCCAAGGGUACGAAAUGUUUAUUAAAAUGUGUACAUUUUUAUCCAGUAUAUCUAAAUCUUGCCGGAAUUAAAAGGCAAACUGUUGUGAACUAAAAUUUUAAUGAUGUGCAUUACAACAUUUUGGGGGUUCGAAACCAUGCUGGUCCUAGAUUCUUAACAUUCAGAACGUGUCCGUUCAUGUCUGAUAGAUUUGUGAAAAUCAGUAUGGCCAAAACCUAUUUUUGACAUGAGGCUGCUGUAACGUUUGCAGAACUUACCUAUAGUCUUUUGAAAUAUGAAUGAGGUGCUGCAUUUGUGUAGUACUCAGCAUAUUCAGUGGAACAUUGUGCCACUUCAAGCAAGUAAGUGGACCAACUACAUGCUUCAAUCCUUCAGUCAACAGAUUCUCGGAUUGCAUUAUUAUAAGUCUAGUUUUGAACAUUAGUAAAAAUUGUAUUUGGAAACCAACUAUCUAUAGAGAAAAUUCAUAUUAUGCUGUUUCAUCCAUUGUAUUUGGCAUGCCAGGCCAAUAUGGAUGCUAUUAUUUACCGCUGUGAGUUUAUUUAAAUAAAAUUAUCACUUUCAU